AUGGCAAUGGAAACGAUCUUGGGCAUAAAGGGCGAGGAUUGUGUGAUGCUUGCCUGCGAUACAAUGCAGGCGAAAUCUGUGAUCUUUAUGAGAGAUGACCAGCCGAAAAUUCAUCGCCUCUCCGACUUUGCAAUAUUGGCCGCAGUAGGCGAUGGCGGCGACACUUUGCAGUUCACCGAUUAUAUAGCGAAGCAUCUGAAGCUGUAUAAUAUAUCGAAUGGCUAUCAUCUGAGUCCGCGCGGUGCGGCGCACUUUACGCGCAAGAAUCUGGCGGAUUAUAUAAGAACCAAUACCAGGUAUCAGGUGUCGAUGUUGUUGGCUGGCUACGACAGCGUUGAGGGACCCGAUCUUCAUUUUAUCGACUCCUAUGGCGCCGCCAUGCCCAUCAAUCAUGCUGGCCAUGGCCUGGGCAGCCUCUUCUGCGGCAGCAUUUUUCAGCGGUAUUGGACGCACGAGCUGAAGCAGAAGCAGGCCUACAACAUAUUGAGGAUGUGCGUGGCCGAGAUCCAAAAGCGUUUGGUCAUCAAUCUGCGCAACUUCGACGUGUUCGUCGUGAACAGGAACGGAACGAGUCAGCUGGAAUCGAUAAAUCCGGCUUCAUUCGAUGCCGAUAUGCUAUGUCUAUCGCUGUCUACUAGUAUUCAAAACUAUAAUACAAAAUCGUUGAAAUAGGAAA
Messenger RNA from Drosophila navojoa, 676 nucleotides. RefSeq names its product putative proteasome subunit beta type-2. The record is from RefSeq and is a predicted model, not a curated record. Gene Ontology annotation, biological process: proteasomal protein catabolic process. Gene Ontology annotation, cellular component: nucleus; proteasome core complex; cytoplasm. Lineage: Eukaryota; Metazoa; Arthropoda; Insecta; Diptera; Drosophilidae.